This is a messenger RNA of Penaeus vannamei (Pacific white shrimp), 5417 nucleotides long. The record is from RefSeq and is a predicted model, not a curated record. NCBI's taxonomy places the organism in Eukaryota, Metazoa, Arthropoda, Malacostraca, Decapoda, Penaeidae.
AAGCCGACCCGAGCAAAACAACAACAAGAAUUCCAACCGUUCAACCCCGCUGGAGGACGGCUUGCGGCACCUCUGUGUCCCCGCUUGAGCUGUUCAACGCCCAAGUCAGACUCCAUUCACCGGGUCAGAAGUCCCGCAGCAAGUCGGACGUCUCUUGUUCAUACAGAAAUCCCCCCGGCAACCCUUGAGCAAUCGCCAUGGGAGGAGUAACGCAGCCUUCCUUCAUAUUUCCUCUCGUCACUGGCACUUUUACGGCUGUCACUUACGUGUUUUUCGUGGUGGUUUACACAGUGCAGCCAAAGCCCUUUAUAGACGAGGCUUUUCACAUCCCUCAGGCGCAGAAGUACUGUCAGGGAAACUUUGAAGAGUGGGAUCCCAAGAUCACAACAUUGCCAGGACUCUACCUGUUUUCGAUCGGCUUAAAUGGACCCGUGGCUAAGGUGCUUGGGAGGGACCUGUGCGAUGUGUUCUCUCUGCGCAUCACCAAUCUUGUGGCCACAGCAUUCCUACUCUCCACCAUUCAUAAGCUUCUUGUGUAUUUACAUGGAAACAAGGUUGAUAACUGGAAACUCAUACUCAGUGCUGUAAACCUGUCACUUCUGCCAGUGCUCUAUUGGUUCACUUUCCUGUAUUAUACGGAUGUCCUCUCAACCUUAGUGGUGAUGGUUAUGAUUCUUCUCCAUUUGCACCAAGCUCCAACAAUGGCAGCAGCAGCAGAAAGAAAGAAAGAAAGAAAACUUGCAAAUGCAAGAAAUUUGACCAUAAACAAAGAAAAACUAAAUUUUAUGUAUGAUAUAUAUGAAUAUCUCUCAUUACCAGGUGUUGUAGCUGUCAUGAUGCGACAAACGAAUGUCAUUUGGGUUGGAUUCCUCUGUGUAUUGAUAGCAUCAGAUACAUUAGGUGCCAGGGUGCUGAAAGGACCCAUAAACACACUGUCUGAUGUUAAGUCCGUGCUGAGGAAAUUGAAAAAGACAGCAACAAAACCAUACCGCCUGGCAGAGGUGUUGGCUGAUGUGGUUGUGGACAGCUUCUGUUACGUUUUAGUCCUGAUUGCCUUUUCAGUCUUUGUCUCCUACAAUGGCAGUAUAGUCCUGGGGGAUCGUUCUGCACAUGAGGCCACAGUACACCUCCCACAGCUUGGUUACUUCUGCCUUUUCUUCCUCAUUUUUUCUCUGCCGUAUGCUCCCAGUCAUGUGCAGCCUUUCAUGAACCUCUGCAAGCGUCAUGUCUUCCUGGCAUUGGCAUUGCUUGUGGUGGGUGUCAUGGCUGUACACUCAAACACAUUGGAGCACCCUUAUUUACUGGCAGACAAUCGUCACUAUACGUUCUACCUUUGGAAUAGGUUCUAUGGCAGGUAUUCCUUCUUCAGGUACAUCAUGGUGCCCAUAUACAUGUUUGGUGCAUACAUGGUAUACUCAUCCAUCCAAGGUUGCAGUUUUGUCUUCAAGGUACUUUUCGUUGCAUGCCUGGCUGCUAUGGUGGUACCCCAGAAGUUGCUGGAGUUCAGAUACUUCAUCAUCCCUUUCCUAAUUGCUCGCAUGCAGACUGUCUCUAAAAACUGGCUUCAACUGUGGACAGAGAUGCUGUAUUUCCUCCUCAUCAAUGCCAUCACUUUGUAUAUCUUUGUGAGCAAGACCUUCUUGUGGGAGGACAGUGCAGAGCUUCAAAGAAUUAUCUGGUGAGCAAAGGACUUCUGGUUUUGCAGACUCCAUGUCAAACUCUUUUGAAGUGGCCAAUUGUAUAGUUUUUUAUAUACAUUUAUUUUUUCCUCUUGGAACUAACAGAGUAUUUUCAGAGAACGAAAGUAAAAUGUUCUACAACUAGUAUGUGUAGUAUGUUAAUGUAUGUUUAUGUAUAUGUGUAUAUGUAUAUUUAAUGUAUAAACACCUACAUAUGUUAGUGUAUGUAUAUAAGAUAUACAUAUAGCCUUAUUUCUAGGGUCGAGAGAUAGAAGAGCCAGUGCCCAAAAAUGCCAAUUUUGAGAUAAGCCUACCACCUAAAAAAAAUUUUUUCUACAAGUGUUACAAAAACUAAUGUCAUCAAAGUAUUAGGGGCGUCACAUGAGCAUGGUUUGAAAACCCAGUUCACCGAAUAUCAUAUUUCCCAAUGUGGGACUGAAAUUGCUGUGUCUUGAAUAUACAGCAAUGGAAAGCUUCAGGUUGGUCACUUUUACUAUUCUAUAUUUUCCUUAAGUCAGUAUCCCAUUUUCAAUAUACAGGUAAUGGGUUUUGUUGUUACAGAAAGGGGGGAGGGGAAAUGUGAAUAUUACAGAAUUGUAGUUAAGGGAAAUUUAUGUAUUUAUAUUUGGUAUAAAAACUUUAGAAAUUGAAUUAGGAGGAGUGGUAUAAACACCAGCAGCAGUAAGUAUCAUAACUUAUCAAUUAAUCUGCAAUAAUUUUUUUUUUUUGCAAUAUGUGUUUUGAAACAGUAAAAAAGUAUAUAUAUUAUAUAUGCUUUUUGAUAUAAUUUUUUAAAUUUUCAUUAUGUAAAAAAAUCUUUAAAAAUAUUAGAUUAAUGUAGCACAGUUUAGUAACAGGAAGAACUCUCUUUCAUGAACUGUUAUUUGCUGAAUCUCAUUAAGGGAGCAAACUCUUAACGGCUUUUUCUCAACAUUGACUUUUUUUUUAUGUUGGCCCUUCUCGGUCCUAGAUUUUUGCUACAGUUAUUGUAUUAGCAGUAUUACCAUUCAUCUUUAUUUAGUACUGUUUGUAGAUAUAAUUCACAAUAUAGAAUGAUAAACAGUUUCAUAAUGAAUUGCUCUCCAUAAGAUAUGAGAUCUAAAUUUGGAAUGACUGAAAAAAAGAUCAAGGCUCCGUCCAUACUAAAUCCAACAAGCAGUUUGGAAUCAGGAUGGCAGUAGACAACUGAAUUUAGAAUCCACCACAUGAUAAGAACAUUGGUUGUAGAAAAUGGCAUCUUUGAUUUGAAUAUUGAAUGUAGAAAAUAGCAUCUUUACUCUGUUAGUUCUGUAUAAACAUGUCACUAGCACUUUUUUUUUCUCUCUCUUGUUUAGGAAAUAGCUUGGAUCAUGUUGAUUAAGUUUUGUACAGAUUCUGUGGAUUUUGAAAGGAGUUAUGUUUUUAUAAAAAUGUUGUGAAAUAAUAUGUAAAACUAAUAGUUGUCCAUUUUUUUACAAAUAACAAAAGUGCUGUAUUUAGUUUUAUUCCCUCCUCAGAAGAAGGGAAAAGUUCACUUAAACUUUGUAACAAAGUGCCUCCUUGUAAUGCUGUUAAUGGACACAGUGUGUGGUUUGUACACAAUGAGCCUUUUUUGCUCAGUAAAUGUUCUCCUUUUGUAGAUGGAAGUAGUUUUUGCUCAGUCACCAAAAGCUGAUGUAUUUGAUGGAAGUUGGAUGAAUUGAGUGACAGAAGGAAUAGUUCAUUCAUUCAUUCAUUAUGUUGUUUUAAAGUUCAAGUACAUGGGAUCAAUCUUUAACUGAUUUCCAUUUUAAUCCCAGUAUUUUGGAGCUGUUUUCAAUAAAACUAAACAUCUUUUGAUUUGUUAUUGUGUUGUCUGUGUGUUACACAGACAGGCAAUGUAUGUUUUUUAUGUAGGUCAUAAUUGGCAUUUUUUUCUUUUGUUCAAUGUUAUACUGUCCAUAAAAUUUAAUGAAGCCAACAGAUGAAUGCAAAGUAUAUUAGAAGAAAUAAUAAUAUUGCCUUCAUAAACAUGAAUUGAUCGUAUGAUUAUAGAUUUAAUCAGAUUAUGGGAAUGAAUUGUCAUAUUGUUAUGUUUUUACCUUGCAUAUCUUGAAUGAUUCAUACAGUAUGUUUACAAUAAACAUGAUUGAUAACAGAAGCCAGAGGUCACCUAUCACAUGUGCUCAAAACGUUCAGAAUCUGUAUGACGUUCUUGAUAUGGUGUCAUAGUGGUAACCUCAUCCUUCCUAUUGCGUGAUCCUAGAAGCAUAUGCAAUAUAAGAUUGCUUCUCGAUGAAGCCACAAUCUUGUUGGCUUUGUUAGUUAUGGGAGAUUCCAUUUACGAGGGCAGGCUUUUCUCCCUUAGGAAUAUUGGACCAGCGAGUCUGCCUUCUUUUUCAAAAAGUGUGGGGUCAUGUUUUUGUUGCCCCGUAGUCAAUUGGUUAACUGAAUCAAGUUUAUCUAGUCUACACUUAGCGAUAUUUAACUACCUGUGGUGCGUUUGAGGACUUUAUACUUAUUUAAUUAAUUAAUUAAUUUAUUUUUGCCAAUAUAAUAUAGUACACAAAGGUUAUACUUUGAGUAAUGUUUGCAUUGUGUGCAAUCACCAGUGGACAUAAAAUUACAGUUUACCAAGAUAUGUAUUUAAGACCCAAGAAAACUUUCAAGAAUUUCAGAUAUGGUAUUGUUAUCUUGUAUUAUUUACAUUGAUGGUGUUUAUGAUCCUGUAAUUAUUGCAAUCUUAUCAGAAUUAUCUGUUUCUGUGAUUAAUUCUUGUAAUAAUAGUGUUUGUGAUUAUCAUUGCUGUUAGUAUGGGAUAUAGUUAUAUUUAUGAUAAUGUAGUUACAUUAUCAUAAAAUAAAUCACUGUUCUCUGGCUCCCUAUAUAGUUUUUUUUUUUUUUUUUUUUUUAUGGAUGAAGAAAGACAGACUUCGGUGUGAAGUCAUGUCAGUCUAAUUGCAACUAUUUAUUUUGUUUAUUUGCAAGUAAUUUGAUUUGAAAAUGAUAAUACUGAUACUCACUUGUGCAGCUUAAAAAUACGGGAUCACUUUAGGAUGCACGUGUAGGGUAUGCCGUGAAGGAGUUCAGGAUACUGAACACAUGAUGCAAAUGAGUAAUACACUUUGAACAUGAUGGCUGUAAGUCCUGAGUUUCAUGAUAUACAUAAUUAAGAUAAUUAAUGCUCUAAACGCACACUAACAUUAUACGACUUCACAUUUGAUUUUCUCGUUUCCAUAUUUAUAUAUUUGUUUAUUUAUUUAUUUAUCCAUCUUUGAGAAAAUUACCCUAUUAAAUUAAAAAUGCUAUUCUAUUACUAUAUUUUAUAUAUUACCAUGCAGGUAGUAUGGCUGUUACUUAGAUUAUGUUUUUAAUGGUUAUUUGCAUGGAGAGAAAUUUUGUUUGUUAUUUUUUCCUUUGUUUUCCUCCUGUCCUCUGCUUCCUUUUCCUCUUGUUCUUCCCUUUCUUCCUCUUCCUCUUCUUUUUCUUUUCCCCCUCCUACUCCUCCUCAUCCUUUGUUUCUUCAUAUUAUUAACUAUUCCUUUCACUUUCAUCCACUUAAUAUACCUAAGAAAAUACGGAUAGAAUUGAUUUCAGACAGCAGAAGGUGAUUUAUCAGCCAUUACGAAUGUGAUUGUUGGCAAGUGAUACAGCCAGUAAUGUUCCGGUGUAAAGUAUUUUUUCCCUAUUCUGUAAUACUUUUGUAAGCAGGUUGUAUAAAAUGAAAAUACUUUUGUAAUGGUGUGCUGUAUGAUAUAUGAUUAAACCUAUUUUCAAUCC